AUGGAUACGACUUUAAUAAACAACGAUGAUCAACAACUGAUUCAAAUGUCCGCAUUAUCAUCUGAAAAAUAUUCAAAAGAAAAUCAUAAUGAUCGUAUGUAUGAAAUAAACAAUUCAAAAGAUGGCGAAUCGAAAAUUAGUCAACAGACAUAUUUUAAACGAUUAUUUUCAUGGCCUAUUCAACUUCUAAGAUCAUUGCAUAAACCAUGUUUUUCCAAUCGUAGCCUACGUCAAAUAUUUUUGUUACUUAUUACAUUUAUUGGUUUCACUAGUUUUACAAUUGCACUCAUCGUAGGUUCAAGUACUGUACAAUUUAAACAACAAUGUCCACUUUAUGCUUCAUUUAAAUUUGAAACAUUAAGUACAACGAUAAGUAAUUGGACAGUUAAAAUUGAACCCGCAUCGGAAAAAUUUAGUUCACAGUCAACAUGUGACUUUUGCACAUUCUUUAAUGUUUGCACAUUUAUUUAUUGUAUUAUGACAGGGUUCUUUUUUGUUCUGUUUAAUGGUGAUCAAAGUGUGGUGGCAACAAAUGAUCGGUAUUUGAUCAUUCCGUGGUUUACAAUGUCAGUUAUUCUUGGUGUAUUAGCCCUAAUAAAUGCAUCUGUAUUAACAAAUGGCUUUUUAAAAUUUUGUACAACAAUCACAACAAAUAAUAGACAUAUUACUUCAUGUACUCAAUUGAAUCAAAUAUAUUUCGAACAAUACCCAAAUGUCUCAUUAUUCUUCGUCUAUAUGCUCGUCGCUAUAAUUGAAUCAUGGUUUCAACUAGCACUUUUUAUCGGUGUUAUAACUAUUCUUACUAUUCGUCUCAGUUCGUUAUUCGAAUGGAAUAGUCAUGAUCAUAAACAACUACGUGAAAACUCGUGUGGAACAAUUAUAUAA
Rotaria socialis is the source of this 885-nucleotide messenger RNA. NCBI's taxonomy places the organism in Eukaryota, Metazoa, Rotifera, Eurotatoria, Philodinida, Philodinidae. The record is from the annotation of a GenBank genome assembly.